This is a messenger RNA of Lontra canadensis (Northern American river otter), 1593 nucleotides long. It is a transcript of the gene RHBG, whose product is annotated as Rh family B glycoprotein. The record is from RefSeq and is a predicted model, not a curated record. Gene Ontology annotation, biological process: ammonium homeostasis; ammonium transmembrane transport. The transcript is spliced from 10 exons. Gene Ontology annotation, molecular function: ammonium channel activity. Lineage: Eukaryota; Metazoa; Chordata; Mammalia; Carnivora; Mustelidae. The coding region runs from base 43 to 1419 and encodes 458 amino acids. Gene Ontology annotation, cellular component: plasma membrane.
GUCGGAGCCGGAGCCGGAGCCGGGGUCUGGAAGCCCCUAUCCAUGGCCGAGUCGCCCCGCUGCGCCGCGGGCCGGCGACUGCAGCUGCCCCUGCUGUGCCUCCUCCUCCAGGGCGCCACCGCCAUCCUCUUUGCAGUCUUUGUCCGCUACAACCCCGAAACCGAUGCCGCCCUCUGGCACUGGGGCAACCACAGUCACGCGGACAACGAAUUUUACUUUCGCUACCCAAGUUUCCAGGACGUGCACGCCAUGGUGUUCGCGGGCUUCGGCUUCCUCAUGGCCUUCCUGCAGCGCUACGGCUUCGGCGGCGUGGGCUUCACCUUCCUCCUGGCCGCCUUCACCCUGCAGUGGUCCACGCUCGUCCAGGGUUUCUUGCACUCCACGCACGGGGGCCGCAUCCGUGUGGGCGUGCAGAGCAUGGUCAACGCCGACUUCUGUGCGGGGGCUGUGCUCAUCUCCUUCGGCGCCGUCCUGGGCAGGACUGGGCCUGCUCAGCUGCUGCUCAUGGCCCUGCUGGAGACCGUGCUGUUCGGGGUCAAUGAGUUUGUGCUCCUCAGCCUCCUGGGGGUGAAGGACGCGGGAGGCUCCAUGACUAUCCACACCUUCGGGGCCUACUUCGGGCUGGUCCUCUCUCGGGUCCUCUACCGGCCUCAGCGGGAGAAGAGCAAACAUCGCCAGGGCUCCGUCUACCAUUCUGACCUGUUUGCCAUGAUUGGCACCAUCUUCCUGUGGGUCUUCUGGCCCAGCUUCAACUCUGCGCCCACUGUGCUGGGGGACGGGCAGCACCGGACAGCACUCAACACGUACUACUCCCUGACGGCGAGCACCCUCAGCACCUUUGCCUUGUCGGCCCUGGUUGGGGAGCGCGGCCGGCUGGACAUGGUCCACAUCCAGAACGCUGCGCUGGCCGGAGGGGUUGUGGUGGGGACAGCAGGUGAAAUGAUGCUGACACCCUUUGGGGCCCUGGCAGCUGGCUUCCUGGCUGGGACGGUCUCCACGUUGGGAUACAAGUUCUUCACGCCCAUCCUCGAGGCAAAAUUCAAAGUCCAAGACACAUGUGGUGUCCACAACCUCCACGGGAUGCCUGGAGUCCUGGGAGCCCUCCUGGGGGUCCUUGUGGCUGGGUUGGCCACCCACGAAGCUUAUGGAGAAGGCCUGGACAGCGUGUUUCCGCUCGUAGCCACGGGCCGGCGCACUGCCACGUCCCAGGCCAUCUACCAACUCUUCGGGCUGUUGGUCACACUGACAUUUGCUUCCGUGGGUGGGGGCCUCGGAGGCCUCCUGCUGAAGCUGCCCUUCCUGAGCUCCCCUGCAGACUCCCAGUGCUACGAGGACCAAGUUUACUGGGAGGUGCCUGGGGAGCAGGAAGAGGAAGCCCAGGGCCCUCUGAGGGCAGAGGAGCCAGACAGCCGGGCCUGACUUGCUUCCAGCCCUGAGAGAGGACACCCUGCUUUUAAAAGAUGCUGACCGACGACCGGCUACCGUAGGGAAGUUCUUUUCUAGCUCCUGCCCCUCCUGCUGCAAGAAAGGCUGAGAGCUGUCUGCGGCCCUGGGGACAGGGUGGUGGAAGGUGGGGAGAUGGAGGGGGCCGCA